ACUCAGUGAAGAAGGCAGUGGUCAUUACUGAGGCUGCCAUCAUGGGGGAGUGGUCCUUCCUGGCUGCUUUGUUGGACAAGGUGCAGUCACACUCCACUGUAGUGGGGAAAGUCUGGAUGAGUGUUCUUUUCCUCUUCAGGAUCUUCAUUCUGGCGUCUGGUGUUGAUAAAAUAUGGGGAGAUGAACAAGCAAACAUGAACUGCAACACCAAAAGCCCUGGCUGCAAGAACGCCUGCUACGAUCGAUCCUUCCCUAUGUCUCACACACGUUUCUGGGUCCUCCAGAUCCUCUUUGUCUCCACACCGACUCUCAUCUACCUGGGCCACGUCCUGCUGGUGAUUCGCAAAGAAAACAAGCUGAGGAGACGCGUGGAGCGCAAACUUGGAAUGAAUGGGAUGAUUAAAGUUCCAAAGUAUUCAGAUGAAAAUGGCAAAGUGCAGCUCAAGGGUGUCCUUCUGGCCAGCUACAUGAUGCAGCUGCUGUUCAAGAUCCUGCUUGAAGUGGCAUUCAUUGUAGGCCAGUAUUACCUAUAUGGCUUCAUACUUAUGCCUACUAAGAUUUCAUUCCCUGACUACCCCUGUCCAGCACCAGUAGACUGCUUCAUAAGUCGUCCCACAGAAAAAACAAUUUUUAUUGUCUUUAUGUUGGCGAUGGCUGUCCUCUCAGUGAUCCUCAACAUCGUGGAGAUGUUCCACCUGAUGGUCUCAAAAAUAAAAGAGAAGAAAAUGAGGAGCAAUGGCUCAAUUCUCCCAGAGAUCAAACCAGACCACAAUUCAGCUGAGAGAGUUACACUUUGUUGAAGGACUGCGGACAGAGAUCUUCACCUUUCACAUGGAUCCUGAGCUAAUCUGCAUAAGUUGUAUCCAGUUUUAAAAUCCCUGAGUACUACAUCCAUCUUGUGUACCUACAGCAAUACAUUGUAUCUUUUACUUUUUACUUCAAGCUUCAAAUAAAUCAGCUCUGCGAUCAGUA
This is a messenger RNA of Chelmon rostratus (copperband butterflyfish), 972 nucleotides long. RefSeq names its product gap junction Cx32.2 protein-like. The record is from RefSeq and is a predicted model, not a curated record. The transcript is spliced from 2 exons. Gene Ontology annotation, cellular component: connexin complex. Gene Ontology annotation, biological process: cell communication. NCBI's taxonomy places the organism in Eukaryota, Metazoa, Chordata, Actinopteri, Chaetodontiformes, Chaetodontidae. The coding region runs from base 42 to 800 and encodes 252 amino acids.